AUGACCACUAUUGAUAAGUACUCUCCAAGAGAUGGCGAUGCCGUUCUCCCUCUCUUCUCCCUUAAAGGCCGAACCGCUAUCGUUUCUGGGGCCGGUGCCGGUAUUGGGUUGGCCGUAGCAGACGCUCUGGCCGAGGCUGGGGCAAACGUUGCCAUCUGGUACAACAGCAACAGAAAGGCUAUUGAGAGAGCCGAAGCAAUCGGCAAGAAAUGGGGCGUCAAAACCGCCGCCUACCAGGUGGAUGUGACCUCGCAGAAAGCAGUACAAGAAGCUGUUGACAAGAUCGUCUCAGAGUUCAACAACCGCCUCGACAUCUUCGUUGCGAACGCCGGAAUCCCUUGGACCAAGGGUAGCAUCCUCGAAGCCGGCGAGGAGGGAUUCGACCACUACCGCAAAAUCAUCGCUACCGAUCUCGAUAGCGUUUACUUCUCAGCCUAUGCUGCCGGGUUGCACUUUCGCCGACAGGGAACCGGUUCAUUCAUUGCUACCGCUAGCAUGAGUGGCCACAUCACUAACAUCCCGCAGUUGCAGACCGCUUACAAUGCAGCCAAGGCUGCGGUUAUCCACUAUGUGAAAGGACUGGCUGUUGAGUGGGCUGGUUUCGCGAGAGCAAAUUCGGUCAGUCCAGGCUACAUUGCUACCGAGAUUAGUGACUUCGUGCCCAAGGAGACGAAGGAUAUUUGGAAGGAGAAAAUUCCUUUCCAUCGUGAGGGAUUGGCGAACGAGCUCAAGGGUGCUUACCUCUACCUCGCUAGUGAUGCUGCUACAUAUACCACCGGAACCGACAUUAUCGUCGAUGGUGGUUACGUUCUGCCAUAGAUAUUACCGCUUUGUAUAGGCUGUGUUAGAUUUAAUAGUUGGGAUAUAGGAUGCUUUUAGGGCAAUAACUUUGAAGGCUGAAUAGGAACUAGUAUCAGUUUGUCAAAGG
Messenger RNA from Tuber melanosporum (Perigord truffle), 928 nucleotides. RefSeq lists its product as uncharacterized. The coding region runs from base 1 to 819 and encodes 272 amino acids. Gene Ontology annotation, cellular component: intracellular anatomical structure. NCBI's taxonomy places the organism in Eukaryota, Fungi, Ascomycota, Pezizomycetes, Pezizales, Tuberaceae. The record is from RefSeq and is a predicted model, not a curated record. The transcript is spliced from 4 exons. Gene Ontology annotation, molecular function: oxidoreductase activity, acting on NAD(P)H, oxygen as acceptor.